AUGGAAAUACUGACUAAUGUGGCGGAGGACCUCAGAAAGAAACUGCUUGAUAUUCAAAGGGAGAAUGACACACCGUUGGGGACAAACAAUUUCACCGUGAAGGUGAGGAUGUCUUGUCAGCAUGAAGCCAAUGGACACACCAAUGGAUCCUGGCAGUUUCAUUUCAAUGGACAGGAGUUCCUAGUCUUUGGCUCAGAGAGUAGAAAAUGGACACUGGCUCAUCCUGGAGCCAGGCACAUGAAAGAAAAGUGGGAGAAUGACAUGGAUGUGACCAAGUUCUUCCAUAACAUCUUGAUAGGAGACUGCAAGACUUUGCUUACAAAAUUCUUGUUGCAUUGGGAAAAACUGCUCCAGCCAACAGCACCACCCACCGAGGCCCCAGGCACAGCCCAACCCAAGGCCAGGGCCACCAGGUCCAUCUGCUGCAGCCUCACUCUGCUCCUCCCCUGCUCCAUCCUACUGGCCGUGAAGCUGCUUCCGCCAAGCCCCUGUGAGCGUGGCCUGGUUCACACUCUCCCCUGUGGCCGCCACCUGUCCAGCACCUGCUGCUGGUGUCCAGACCUCCAGGAGUUCAAGGCUUCCCACAUCCAGAGUGUGUGA
Messenger RNA from Propithecus coquereli (Coquerel's sifaka), 600 nucleotides. RefSeq names its product NKG2D ligand 1-like. The transcript has 4 exons. The record is from RefSeq and is a predicted model, not a curated record. NCBI's taxonomy places the organism in Eukaryota, Metazoa, Chordata, Mammalia, Primates, Indriidae. Gene Ontology annotation, biological process: antigen processing and presentation of endogenous peptide antigen via MHC class Ib; immune response; positive regulation of T cell mediated cytotoxicity. The coding region runs from base 1 to 600 and encodes 199 amino acids. Gene Ontology annotation, cellular component: external side of plasma membrane.